AUGCACCCCGUCACCUGGUACCCUCAGGCCUUCCCAGUGGACCCUGGCGUCUUCCAAGGCCGUCCGCUGUCGCCGCUCCUUUUCGUGCUUGCGGCGCAACCGAGUGCCGGGCAUGCCGGGCUCCUCGCGCCGCAGCAGGCUUUCCAGCCCAUAAGGUUGCUGGGCCUGGGCAGCCACAGCCACUUGACCGGGCCAGAUCCGGUAAUCGGAGUCACCUUCGCAACGCCGGGAGGCAGCGUCAAGCACCUGGGCAUUUCUCUGUCCACACAGCCAGCCGCUGCGGCCGCUGCGGUCGCAGCCCUUCACACAGCCAUCGUCACGAUGGUGGCGGCGCGAAUCGUCUUGUCAGGCUUCCGCCUCAGCCUGCUGAGUUGGGGGUACGUCACCUACCAUGCCACCCUCGUGCCAGGGCCACCGGAGCGGCUCUGUAGAGCCAUCCACACCUUCGGCGCGGCGAACAGGCAGCGCAACAGCACACUUCCCGGGCAAGCAGACCUGCUUUCGCUCGGCAAAGAAGGGCGGCAUAACGCUUGUGGACAGCCGAAUUUAGAUCGUGGCACUCCAACCCAAGGUGCUGGGCAGGCUGCUGGAGCCAGAGUAGCUGGCCUGGAAGGCCUUCCGAAGAAGAAGGCACAAGAGAACAGCCUGGCUGGCAGCUCAGGACCCCGCCUCGCUCUCAGCGCGCCACCAACAUAUCUGGCAGCUGGGCAGAUUCCUGCUUGUCUCCAAUUUUCCAGCAGAGCGGCUGCAGGCCUCGGGGACCCUUACCAGAAGCUGCUGCUCACAGAUGCUGGUAGACAACCCCUCGCCUGGGAGGACUGGGCCCGGCUGGGCAUUGUCAGGAUCAGCCACCUUAACGACAUGUUGCGUGACCCGGAGCACCAGCACAGCACGAUCCGCGAUCGCCUCCCGACCCUCCUCGAGGCCCUGCAUGCCGCGUUGGUGCGAUACUGGGAUUUCACAAGGCCCUGGCACCCGCGCACCGGGAAACGCCAGAAGCCACAGGAGCAGGAGGAGAAAGCUCCGCCGCCCCCGGCCGCAGCACUCAAGCCGUACUUCUUCGGCCCGCACCACCCCUGCCCAUCCACACACACACACGCUCCCUCACACAUGAAUUCUUCCUGGGGCAAAACAGUAGUCUCUACCGUAACAGUCGCACGAGUGUCAAGCAGGAAUGAAUAUGAGGAAGGAGUAUCACCAGCGAGACUGCUGGACGAUACCACCCGCCGGAGCCCCGCCAGCACUCUGCAGGCGGCCCACAGCGAGUAG
Molecule: messenger RNA, 1269 nt
Organism: Coccomyxa subellipsoidea C-169
Lineage: Eukaryota; Viridiplantae; Chlorophyta; Trebouxiophyceae; Coccomyxaceae
Exons: 3
Coding region: 1-1269 (422 amino acids)
Source: RefSeq, a predicted model, not a curated record